AUGUCUUUGACAGUCGACCUACCACCAAACACCCAACGUCUACGGCGGUCUCUUCAACUCCCUCGCUACAAAAACAGGGAUAACCGUGACGACAAUACUAUCUCAAUCCAAUGUGACCACUCGAUACACUCUGAUGAUCUCUACCACAUCUUCGAGGGCUCUAUGCUUUCUGGCGCAGCAUCACCAGUUAGGCUUGUCUGUAAGCUUAGUUACACCAAUGAAGGCAUGGAUCGUCUUGCACAGGAGGAUUCUAUCUACCGUGCCCUGAAGAGCCUUCAGGGUAAGGUCGUACCACAGUCUUACGGUUAUUUCGAAGAUCUCAAGGUUGCGGGGUGUCUCGUUCUCGAGCACGCGGGAGAACCGUUGCAGCGCCCGUUUGAGUAUAUACCGCGCGAGCUUAAGAUCAAGGUCAUGGAUGCAUUCAAUCAGAUUCACAAGGCCGGAGUCAUCCAUGGCGAUGUCGCUGAGCGAAAUGUUCUCGUUGACAAGGAAGGUCGGGUUUCCGUGAUCGACUUCGAAGAGGCCUUGAAGUUAGAAUGCGAUCGAGCCCGUCCAAUACCGGGCUUAGGAGAUUUUGGACCAGACAAAGACGACUUCAAUUGCGAUGAGUUGUGGGAGCUGGCGACGAUCGGGCUCUACGGGCUAAAAACCCCCCUCGAGGCCUUCAACGACCCUCAAAAACUUAUCGCUCAGCGUCCUCCAUACUAUAGCGCACGCCGAGCAGAGAGGGAAGCCUACAAUAUGCUCAUGAGUUACCUGCAAGAAUGGAUACCGGAAGCUUAUGCGCAGAUACCUCAGGAUGGUCACCGUCAUUGGCCGGCUAUCAGCAUCGAGGAUCGAGAGGUGGAUGAGGACCUUGACAUUGACGUGGACAGCAGCUCCAGCAGCUCCAGCGACUCUGAGGAUAGUGGUCCGAUUGAGCCGCCUCGCCCAUCUUCUCCCUCACAGAACUCGCCUUCGUCGUGA
This is a messenger RNA of Stereum hirsutum FP-91666 SS1, 966 nucleotides long. RefSeq lists its product as uncharacterized. Gene Ontology annotation, molecular function: protein kinase activity. Gene Ontology annotation, biological process: protein phosphorylation. The record is from RefSeq and is a predicted model, not a curated record. The transcript is spliced from 4 exons. Lineage: Eukaryota; Fungi; Basidiomycota; Agaricomycetes; Russulales; Stereaceae. The coding region runs from base 1 to 966 and encodes 321 amino acids.